GUGGGGCUCGGCGUGGCCACUGUCAAGGCCAACAUCACGCCCUUCGGCGCGGACCAGGUUAAAGAUCGGGGUCCAGAAGCCACGAGAAGGUUUUUUAACUGGUUCUACUGGAGCAUUAACUUGGGCGCAAUCCUCUCGCUGGGAGGCAUUGCCUACAUUCAGCAGAACGUGGGCUUCGUGGCCGGCUACCUGAUCCCCACUAUCUGUAUCGGCGUGGCCUUCGUGGUCUUCCUGUGUGGCCAGGGCAUUUUCAUCUCCAAGCCUCCCGACGGCAGCGCCUUCACUGACGUGUUCCGGAUACUGAUGUUCUCAUGUUGCGCCCGGCGGCGAGGCGGGGAGCGCCCGAGUAGUGGUGAAGGCAUUGGAGUCUUUCAGCAAUCUUCUAAACAAAGUCUGUUUGAUUCAUGUAAGAUGUCUCAUGGAGGGCCAUUUACAGAAGAUAAAGUGGAAGAUGUGAAGGCUCUGGUCAAGACUGUCCCUGUGUUCUUGGCUUUGAUCCCUUACUGGACAGUGUAUUUCCAAAUGCAGACGACGUACGUGCUGCAGAGUCUGCACCUGAGGAUUCCCGCCAUUUCAAGCAUCACAACCACCCCUCACACGUUCCCGGCCGCCUGGCUGACCAUGUUCGACGCCGUGCUCAUCCUGCUGCUCAUCCCCCUCAAGGACAAGGUGGUGGACCCCGUCCUGCGGCGGCACGGCCUGCUGCCGUCCUCCCUGAAGAGGAUCGCCGUGGGGAUGUUCUUCGUGAUGUGCUCCGCCUUCGCCGCCGGGAUCCUGGAGAGUAAACGACUGAACCUCGUGAAGGAGAAAACCAUUAACCAGACUAUCGGCAACGUGGUCUACCACGCCGCGGACCUGCCGAUAUGGUGGCAGGUUCCCCAGUACGUGCUCAUCGGGAUCAGCGAGGUCUUCGCCAGCAUAGCAGGCCUCGAGUUUGCGUACUCAGCCGCCCCCAAGUCCAUGCAGAGCGCCGUGAUGGGCUUGUUCUUCUUCUUCUCUGGCGUGGGCUCAUUCGUGGGCUCAGGGCUGCUGGCGCUGGUGUCUCUCAGGGCCAUUGGGUGGAUGAGCAGCCACACAGACUUUGGCAACAUCAAUGGCUGCUAUCUGAACUACUACUUCUUCCUCCUGGCUGCCAUUCAGGGGGCCACCCUCCUGCUCUUCCUCGUCGUCUCUGUGAGGUACGACCGCCAGCGAUCGAGAGCAAGCGCAGUGCUGGCCAGCGGGAGGGCCUGACGGCCCGAGGCCCCACGUAUGUGGUGUCCGAGACUCGGGCCAGAGUGCUGGCGGGGUGCGCCAGGAAGGGGCCCGGCUGGGAAGGCCACCCUCGGCCCUUCCGUACCUGCCUGUCCCUGGACGGCUUCCUUCCUCUUCUCCCACCCAGUGAGUUGGUCCUGGACUGUGGCUGGGCUCCCAGUGCGUGGGGGCUCCCGCAGGAGAGGGGCAGGUUCCAGGUACGUCGCCUCACCAGGAAAGGCCUCUGCUCGCCCUUUGCGGUGCUUCCUCUUCACCCAAACCCCGACGGGGCGUCCUGGGAGAGGCACACGGCGGGCCGCAUCCCUUUGUCUUCAGGAGCUUCUCCCCAAGGGCCAUGUGCGCUGACGUUUUUUCUGUUUAAUUAAUGCACAUCUCACAGAGGAAGAGGAGAAUUUUUUCUUUUAGAGCUAAAACGGACGCCAGACGCUGCAGGGACUGUACAGCAGCGACGUUGUGGUCCCCAAGCCACACGGCUCGCCCUUGUCCCGGUGUGCGGCGUAGGCUGGUAGCGAGUGUAUGUUGUCUGCUGCUUCAAAACAUACUUAUUUUUAAACCAUUGACAUUGCUUCUCUUGUUUUUAAGAAAACACACAUCAUGAGAACGUGUGUGCUGUCUUGAGCCACAGGACAGCCAGAGGGUGGUGUAGGCCUUCCCUGGCCAGUCCUGGGUGCCAUUUUAUUUGGGUACUACUGAGACUAAAGGCUGAUCCUGGCUGGGCGAGGAGAGCACUCUGGACAGAGUCUAAUUAUAAAUAACCUGACUAGUUGCCGACUUUUACACUGUUUUACAUGUACCCCAGGGCCGUACGUGUGCUCAAUAAACUGCUGUGUGUUCGUGUA
Tupaia belangeri chinensis (Chinese tree shrew) is the source of this 2093-nucleotide messenger RNA. RefSeq names its product solute carrier family 15 member 4 (gene SLC15A4). The record is from RefSeq and is a predicted model, not a curated record. Lineage: Eukaryota; Metazoa; Chordata; Mammalia; Scandentia; Tupaiidae. Gene Ontology annotation, cellular component: membrane. Gene Ontology annotation, biological process: transmembrane transport; oligopeptide transport. Gene Ontology annotation, molecular function: transmembrane transporter activity.